CGGAGGUUUAAACCCUUACUGCAAGACCAACUCUUCCGUUUUCUAGGGUUUUGGUGGUGAUAAGGAAAGAUGUUGAAAAGAAACGUCAGGUUGAGAAGAGAGUAUCUAUACAGGAAAAGCUUGGAGGGCAAAGAGCGUUUGCUAUACGAGAAAAAGCGCAAAAUUCGCGAAGCCUUAGAAGAGGGAAAGCCAAUUCCUACUGAGCUCAGGAACGAAGAGGCGGCUCUACGCCAAGAAAUUGACCUCGAAGAUGAACACACUGCUGUCCCCCAUUCAACCAUUGAUGAUGAAUAUGCAAAUGCUGCCGAUAGAGACCCUAAGAUUUUGCUUACAACGUCACGCAAUCCUAGUGCUCCCCUUACACAGUUUGUGAAGGAAUUGAAGUUUGUAUUUCCAAAUGCCCAACGAAUGAAUCGUGGUGGUCAGGUUAUUUCGGAAAUAAUUGAAACCUGUCGGGCACAUGAUUUUACAGAUGUUAUUCUAGUUCAUGAACAUCGCGGCAUACCAGAUGGUAUAAUCAUAAGCCAUUUACCUUUUGGUCCCACUGCAUACUUUGGAUUGCUCAAUGUGGUCACAAGACAUGAUAUCAAGGAUAAAAAAGCCAUUGGAACGAUGCCUGAGGCUUACCCACAUUUGAUUCUUGACAACUUCUCUACUAAGCUUGGGCAAAGGACCGCCAAUAUUUUGAAGUAUCUUUUCCCAGUUCCAAAGCCAGACACAAAGCGGAUUAUCACUUUUGCAAAUCAGUCUGAUUAUAUUUCAUUCAGGCAUCAUGUCUAUGAGAAACGUGGUGGCCCCAAAUCAAUUGAACUGAAGGAGAUUGGUCCUCGCUUUGAAUUGCGUCUUUACCAGAUCAAACUAGGGACUAUGGAUCAAGAUGAAGCUCAGACUGAAUGGGUUAUCAGGCCUUAUAUGAACACGGCAAAAAAACGUAAGUUCCUGGGAGAAUGAUGGAGCAAGAAUGUGCUUUGUGCUUUCCUUUAGUUUGUACUAAAGGGAUCUUGGAUUACUUUGUAGUAUAAUCUUUAGAGCACAUCCAUUGUACCAUCUAAAAAUCAAUCACAGAAUGUGUACAACGGGCAAAUUUUGAUAGCCAAUAGUCUGAUAAUCCACUCCCAAUCUGGGAAAGGGUGGAUUCGUAUUACACCUAUCAGUUUCAUA
Molecule: messenger RNA, 1161 nt
Organism: Sesamum indicum (sesame)
Lineage: Eukaryota; Viridiplantae; Streptophyta; Magnoliopsida; Lamiales; Pedaliaceae
Biological process (GO): rRNA processing
Cellular component (GO): Mpp10 complex; nucleolus; small-subunit processome
Molecular function (GO): rRNA primary transcript binding; snoRNA binding
Source: RefSeq, a predicted model, not a curated record